Molecule: messenger RNA, 432 nt
Organism: Protopolystoma xenopodis
Lineage: Eukaryota; Metazoa; Platyhelminthes; Monogenea; Polystomatidea; Polystomatidae
Source: the annotation of a GenBank genome assembly
AUGCUUGUUUCUUCGGUCACUAAAUCCGAGAUUUCGAGUGAGAAUUUACGGCCAAAAGUUAGCCUUGGCCAGCGACUUGAUACUUCGCGAAGCAGACCUGAUACAGAAACAGCUGCAACUAGUGGUGACAAGCAGUCAAUCUCUGAAGUUAGCAGACCUGAUCGACGACGCUGGGAAGAAGAUGACGAUGCAGAUGAUGACGCCUAUGAAGAGGGUGGAGAUAGCAUAACCUUCAGAGCAGGUGGCAAGACGACCGAAAAUGCUAGCUUCAGAGUUACACCUAGGUUAGAUUAUCUCGCCCUAUUAUCCUAUAUUAUUAUUCUUAUGCACAACAUUCGAAGGAUUUUUUCUUCUUUCGAUGUGCCACUUUCUCUAUUUAUUAAAUUUUGUGUUCAAUAUCAUUUACAUUUCUUUAAUGCUACUGCCUUAUGA